Messenger RNA from Hibiscus syriacus, 923 nucleotides. RefSeq names its product probable leucine-rich repeat receptor-like protein kinase At5g49770. The record is from RefSeq and is a predicted model, not a curated record. Gene Ontology annotation, molecular function: ATP binding; protein kinase activity. The coding region runs from base 1 to 909 and encodes 302 amino acids. Gene Ontology annotation, biological process: protein phosphorylation. The transcript has 4 exons. NCBI's taxonomy places the organism in Eukaryota, Viridiplantae, Streptophyta, Magnoliopsida, Malvales, Malvaceae.
AUGAUGAAUGUCACCGGAGAAAGGUCCCUGGAAAAAGCUCUUCUUGCCGUCUUUGUAGCAGUCAUGGUGCUGAUUUUGAUCCUAGUCUUGGUAAAAUUUGUGGCCUUAAAGAAGGAAAAGAGCGAAAGAAAGCUUCCAACACCAAUGCCAUUAAAGGACAGCAAUACCUGGACUGGUCUCUACAGGUUUUCAAAGGCUGAGAUUGAGAAAGCUAUAAAUAUUAACAAUAGAAGGAAGAGUUUAGGCCAAGGGAGCGCCGGCGAAGUUUACGAAGGCAGGUUGCCUAGUGGACAAGUUGUGGCCAUUAAGGAGAUAAAGAAAGGCAACUCUUUGGAUACAUUCGCUAGGGAAGUUGCAGGUCUUUCCCGGAUACGACAUCCGAACCUCGUUUCUAUGCUUGGUUGCUGUAUCGAGGGUGAUGAGCAGUACUUGGUCUUGGAGUAUUGUCAUGAGGGGAACCUUGCUCAGCAUCUGCUAAGGAAUGACUGUGUCUUGACAUGGGAUAGAAGAGUUAAGAUCCUAAGAGACUGUGCACUUGGGCUGAGGUAUCUCCAUAGUUACAUUGAUGGAUGCAUUGUGCAUAGAGAUAUUAAGCUCACAAACAUCCUCUUGACUGAAAAUUUGGAUCCCAAACUCUCGGAUUUCGGGCUAGCAAAGAUGCUGGGAAUGGAGGAAAGCAAAGUAUUCACAGAUGUGAGAGGAACCAUAGGUUAUAUGGAUCCAGAAUAUAUGACCAAUGCAAAGCUAACCAGUGCCAGUGAUAUAUACAGCUUUGGCAUUGUAGCCUUGCAACUUCUAUCUGGACAGAAAGUUAUUGAGUUGGAUCUUGAUGCCAGCGAGCAACUAACUCGAAAGGUACGUAUUUUGAUAUUGAUCACGGUAGUAAGGUCACUUCAAUCCGGAAUAUAAAAAUGCUAACCAAC